Tilletiaria anomala UBC 951 is the source of this 917-nucleotide messenger RNA. Its product is annotated as putative 2,3-bisphosphoglycerate-dependent phosphoglycerate mutase. NCBI's taxonomy places the organism in Eukaryota, Fungi, Basidiomycota, Exobasidiomycetes, Georgefischeriales, Tilletiariaceae. The transcript has 4 exons. Gene Ontology annotation, molecular function: intramolecular phosphotransferase activity. The record is from RefSeq and is a predicted model, not a curated record. Gene Ontology annotation, biological process: glycolytic process. The coding region runs from base 36 to 656 and encodes 206 amino acids.
CAGUUACAUACACACGAAUAUAUACUCAGCUCAAGAUGGUCGGAACUCUUGUCCUCACUCGCCACGGCCAGUCCGAGUGGAACAAGCUUAACUUGUUCACCGGCUGGAAAGACCCGGCGCUGACCGACUUGGGAAAGGAGGAGGCGCUCAAGGGAGCCAAGAACCUCAAGGAGGGAGGUUACACCCACUUUGACAUGGCGUUCACCUCGGCUCUCCAACGCGCGCAGACCACGCUUGCGAUCCAGCUCAAGGAGAUCGACCAGGAGGGCAUCCCAGUCACCCAGGACCAGGCGCUCAACGAACGAGACUACGGCGAGCUCACUGGUCUCAACAAAGAUGACGCCAGGAAGAAGUUCGGCGAGGAGCAGGUGCACAUCUGGCGCCGCUCCUACGAUGUCCCCCCUCCCGGGGGCGAGUCGCUGGAGCUGACUGGCAAGCGUGUUCUCCCGUACUAUGAGGCGAAGAUCAAGCCCGAAGUCCUCAAGGGCAAGUCGGUUCUGGUCACUGCCCACGGAAACUCCUUGCGUUCCAUGAUCAAGGAGCUGGAGGGCAUGUCUGGCGAGGAAAUUGUCAACACGGAGCUUGCCACUGGCGUACCCAUCGUCUACAAGAUUGACGAGCAGGGCAAGGUGGUGGAUAAGAAGAUUCUCGAGUAAAUCCUGGAGCAUUUACAACUGCGUAAGCAAUGAGGAUGACGAUCGCUCCCAACCUACAUGCUGGACCGAUCUCUUGCUCCGUCGAUCCCCAUCUUCACUUGAGCAUGCUGCUCGGCAGCGCUGAUGUGCGCCUUGAAAGCUGAUAUACAGUCGCUUCACCUUAACCUGCCUUCGGAACAUUGCACCCGGUUGCACAAAGCGAUGCAACUGCCCACGUCUUUAGAGCUCGCUCGGAGCUUUGCAGCGCCUUGUGUCAUUUCC